Chanos chanos (milkfish) is the source of this 1005-nucleotide messenger RNA. It is a transcript of the gene lamp1b, whose product is annotated as lysosomal associated membrane protein 1b. Gene Ontology annotation, cellular component: late endosome membrane; plasma membrane; lysosomal membrane. Gene Ontology annotation, biological process: establishment of protein localization to organelle. The record is from RefSeq and is a predicted model, not a curated record. NCBI's taxonomy places the organism in Eukaryota, Metazoa, Chordata, Actinopteri, Gonorynchiformes, Chanidae. The transcript is spliced from 6 exons. The coding region runs from base 100 to 864 and encodes 254 amino acids.
GCUCAGGCACGUAACAGAGGACGUUUGCGCAAUUACAAAAAUUCUGUCGGCACAUUCUGAGCCGAGUGUUUUUGUUUUCAUUGCCGUCGUACCAGAAACAUGACCCCUUACACCCGCAAACAACCUUUUCUCGCUGGUGCAACAUUCGUAGUAGUAUUAGCUAUGACGUUGCACCAGAGUUUUUCCACCGAAGCUCCGCCCACAGCACCUGCCUCCGUAACCAGUACCCCUCAGGUCCCCUCCGCAUCUCCCAGCAAACCUGAGAGAGGCAACUACAAUGUGACCAACAACAAUGGCACGGCCUGUCUCAUGGCAAGCAUGGGCCUGCAGCUCAACGUUACCUAUGUGUCCAGUUCUCAGAGCAAGCCUGUCCAGGAGAUUGUGAACCUGCAUCCUAACAUGACGAAGAAUAUGGGGUCAUGUGAUGGGGACAGCGCCACCCUGAUUCUGAAAGAGGAGAACACCACCCUCACCUUUAUCUUUUCUCUGAAUUCCACGUCUAGGAAGUAUCAUCUGAAUGGUUUGGCUUUAUCGGCAUUCUGGCCAGACAUGUCUGAGCCUUUUUCUGCCAGUAACACCACUUUGAACUACCUACGGGGAACACUGGGGCACUCUUACAUGUGCCGUGAGGAACAGACUCUGAAUGUAGAACAGGAUUUUUCCCUCAACACCUUCCAACUGCAGGUCCAGCCCUUUGGCAUCAACGGCGAUCAGUUUGGAGCAGCUGAAGAGUGUGAGCUGGAUGAAGACGAUAUGUUGAUCCCCAUCAUUGUGGGGGCAGCCCUGGCCGGCUUGGUGCUGGUGGUCCUUGCAGCCUAUCUGAUUGGGAGGAAGAGGAGCCACGCUGGAUAUCAGACCAUCUGAACCUUCUGAUGUGCCCUUCAAGCUAGGAGACAUUACCCACCACCCCAUCAAAACACUACACAUCUGACCAGCCUCUGCUGACCUUGUUGCUGCUCAUCCUUCAUGCUGCCAUCCAUACCCCUGUUCGCUGCCUACCGUGGA